Messenger RNA from Schistocerca serialis cubense, 2034 nucleotides. RefSeq lists its product as uncharacterized. Lineage: Eukaryota; Metazoa; Arthropoda; Insecta; Orthoptera; Acrididae. Bases 149 to 1954 code for a protein of 601 amino acids. Gene Ontology annotation, molecular function: sequence-specific DNA binding. The record is from RefSeq and is a predicted model, not a curated record. The transcript has 2 exons.
GUGAAUAGUCGUUCGGCGAGUUUCGCGUCAGUUUACUAUUAUAGUGAAUGGUGUUCCUGCGUUAGUGUACGUGAUUUGGUUGUUUAGUUUCUGUGCACUAAACUGGUGAUCUGUUUUUCUUGCCUGUGAAAAUUUCGUUGCCUGCAAAAUGCAGUAUCGUUGUUGUGUGCCGAAUUGUAGAGGAAAUUACGACGGUGGACCAAAAGUAACCGUGUUUAAAUUUCCGGAGGAUGAAGCAACGAGGAAGAAAUGGUUGUCAAGUAGUCGCAGAGAUAACUUCACUCCUUCUUCAAGUUCAAGAGUAUGUCGUGUUCACUUCCACAAGGAUGAUGUUAUUUGGGAAACACAAAUUGUGGAUGAAAGGACUGGUCAGUUAUUAAGAGCCCCCCUUCUCAAACCACGUUUGAGACCAGAUGCAGUUCCAUCACUACUCCCAAACUGUCCUUCCUACCUUUCAAAGGAAGAAAGUAGAUGUGAAGGGCCAGAGGAGAAAAAGCAAAGGCUUGAAAAUGAGCAGUUAGCUGCAGCGUUACAAUAUAGUUUAGCAUCACAGGAGGACUAUGAAAACACUUUCAGCUUCAGUUCUUUAGAAGAGUUGAUGUUGCAUAUGAAGGAAGUGGAUUUGCCCAACGAGUGGAGUGUGAUCGAAAAACACUGUGAUUUUGUUUGUUUUUUAAAGAUAAUAAGAAAUCCAGCACCAUUAAUCACACAUUCUGUCGUUAUAGAUAGUAAUUUAAAUGUUCCAUUGUUUAAGAAAGAUGUACAAAUUAAGACAUUAGGAAAAAGAUCUUUUCCUGUAAUUGUAACCAAUAUCCAUGAAAUUGUCAGUGUACUGCAGGAGUUUUCAGACACAGAUUGUGGGCACUCAGAAACUUCUAUAGAUAGUAUUGUAGAGAUAGUGAAAGACAGUCUAGGAGUGCUGAAAGACAGUUUACAGGAGAGUGAAAAGGAGAUGGUAGACUUUAUAUAUGAACAAGUUAGUCUCAUAAAUGUAAAGAAAUUUAAUCAUAGGUUUAGUUCUACAUUUAUGAUACUGUGUUGUUUGCUAUUUUCAGUUUCAUCUCAUGCUUACAAUUUUUUACGUAGCAGCUCAUUAAUGAAAAUGCAACAUCCAAGCACUCUGCGUAGGAUCUGCAGCAAAUUUAAUGUGAAUCCGUCUCACGAAAGGCUUGGGGGAAGUAAUUUCCUGUCCUAUGCAAGACAGAAAUUUCAAUACUUGAACAGCGAUGAUGUCAAUGUUGUUUUGAGUGUAGAUGAAAUUCAUCUAAAUUCUUAUUUGGAAUAUAAAGGAGGUACUGUUUUGGGCAUGUCAUAUAACUCUGAAUGUGCUGCAAAUUCAGCAUUUGUAUUUAUGUUGCAGAGUGUCAAGUCUUUGUGUAGGGAUGUUGUUCACAUUUUACCGGUGAAAACCAUUUCAUCUAAUGCAUUAUACGAUGUGCUACUGGCCAUAAUAAAUGGCCUUGAACUAAGAGGCUAUAGGGUUUUUUGUGUGGUAACUGACAACAACAAAAUAAAUAGCAAAACCAUGUCAAUGUUUUCUCUGGAUAAAGCUGUUAAUAUAGUUUUUAAACAUUCAUCUGAUCCUAAUCGCCCACUUUUCUUUUUAAUUGAUGCCAUACACAUUGUUAAAUGCAUAAGAAAUGUGUGGCUGAACCAAAAAAAUGAUGGUAAAGAUAUGUUUUAUCCUCAGUUUCCAGUUAGAAAAGAAGUGGAAGAAAAUAAGUUUUCUGUAGCUUCUUUUAAAACACUGAAACAGAUUUAUGACAUAGAUUCCAGUUCUUUAGUAAAAUAUUGUCACACAUUGUCUCUCAAAUCACUUUGCCCUACAUCAUUAGAAAAACAGAGCAUCAAACUAGUGCUGCAGAUACUCAAUCGACAUGUGUCAGAGGGCCUUGAGGUAGCUAGUGAUAAAUUUGAUUUGAGACAUGCACCAUCAACAGCAGAAUACAUUUGAAUAAUAACAAAAUGGUUUGAUGUCAUGAAUGUGAAAUCAGUGUUUAAAGGGAAACACAAACAGAAUCCUUAUAUGGAUCC